This is a messenger RNA of Candoia aspera, 2179 nucleotides long. It is a transcript of the gene RCC1L, whose product is annotated as RCC1 like. Lineage: Eukaryota; Metazoa; Chordata; Lepidosauria; Squamata; Candoiidae. Gene Ontology annotation, molecular function: rRNA binding; guanyl-nucleotide exchange factor activity. Gene Ontology annotation, biological process: positive regulation of mitochondrial translation. Bases 110 to 1666 code for a protein of 518 amino acids. The record is from RefSeq and is a predicted model, not a curated record. Gene Ontology annotation, cellular component: mitochondrial inner membrane. The transcript is spliced from 11 exons.
AAACAAGGUGAAAGGUGAACAAGAUGGCGCUGCCCAUGUUCCCAAAAUGGUGAUACUUUGCAGGCGGUAGAAAGGCGAGCUCAGGGUCUCUCCAGGCAAGAGGUCUGUGAUGGGGCUUACUGGCUGUCUGCCAGCCUUCCAGAGGAUCUGGGCGACAUCUCUACGAUCCACGAAGGAGCUCCUUCAGGGACCCACAAGCAAGGGCUUCGGUGGCUUGCCCGGACUCCGCAUAAGGGGGCUGUCUGAGGGGUGUCUGGGAAGGGGACGGGCCUCCCCCGGGGUGCCAUCGCUGAAUCCCCGCUUCCACGGUCCCCACCGUCCCUUCCUUGGCCUUCCCCUCGGGUUCCCCUUUGAAGGACGGCCUCGCGGCCUCGCGAAAGCCGCCAAGCGAAAGAGCCUCCGGGAGGUCAAAGCCACCGACGAGACCGCCCCCAUUUUCCAGUACGUGGGAGACCGAGCCAAGAGGAAGGACCGAGUCUUCGUGUGCGGCUUCACCUACUCGGGGGCUCUGGGCAUCCCGUCCUUUGUCGUCCCGGAUGCAGGGAAGAAGCGAAGGCGGAUCCAGCCCACGCCUUACCGCCUGGAGGUGGAGGAGAAGAUUUCUUCUGCUGCCUGUGGCUAUGGGUUUACACUUCUGUCCUCCAGAACAAUGGAUAUUAACAAGAUCUGGGGAAUGGGGCUGAACAAAGAUUCUCAGAUUGGAUUUCAUAGGAGCAGGAAAGAUCGAUCUAAAGGCUAUGAAUAUGUCUUGGAGCCAAGCCCUGUUCCCUUGCCACUGGCCAAGCCACAGCAGAGCAGAGUUUUGCAAGUGUCCUGCGGGAGAGCACAUUCCUUGGUGCUAACAGAUGCAGAAGGAGUCUUUAGCAUGGGCAACAACGCUUAUGGCCAGUGUGGCCGAAAAGUGAUUGAAGGUGAAAUAUACAGCGAGAGCCAGCUCAUUAACAGACUGCAAGGCUUUGAAGAUAGAGUGGUCCAAGUUGCCUGUGGGCAGGACCAUAGCCUCUUCAGGACUGAGAAAGGAGAUGUCUAUUCUUGUGGUUGGGGAGCUGAUGGCCAGACAGGCCUAGGCCAUUACAACAUCGUCAGCGUUCCCACAAAACUGGGCGGAGACAUUGCAGGCGUCCGCAUUGCACAGGUCGCAACCUAUGGAGAUUCUUGCCUUGCUGUGUCUGAGACUGGCGAGCUCUUUGGCUGGGGAAACUCGGAGUAUCUCCAGCUGACGUCUGUUACUGAGAUGACCCAGGUCAACGUGCCCAGACAUUUGCCUUUUAAUAUUGGGAGAGUGAAGGAAGCUGCUUGUGGUGGAACCGGCAAUGCUGUCUUAACUGAGGAAGGCCAUGUUUUUGUGUGGGGCUAUGGAAUUCUUGGGAAAGGACCAAAUCUUAUGGAAACAGCCACGCCUGAGAUGAUCCCACCUUCCCUUUUUGGCUUGUCGGACUUCAAUCCUGACAUCUGCGUGGCCUGGAUCCGUUGUGGACUCAACCAAUUUGCAGCAAUCAACAACCGCGGAGAACUCUUUAUAUGGGGCAAAAAUGUGCGAGGGUGCUUGGGAAUCGGCAGAAUGGAAGACCAAUUCUUCCCCUGGAGGGUGACAGUGCCAGGUGAGGUGGUGGAUGUGGCCUGUGGCGUAGAUCACAUGGUCAUUCUGGUUAAAUCCCUUGUUUAGUACUGUUCCUGCAUGGUAGUGCCUGUCCAGAUGAGCAGGAAGCCAAAUUAUUCAAGCCUUUACUGGGGCCCUCUGGUUAGCCUUUUUGGGGAGAGCUGACCGAAGCCAGGAAGACCUUUGUGAGCCGAUUAGGAGAGAUUGAGCAUGCAGGAACAGUAACCCAAGGAGUGGCUGAAGGACACACAAACAUGGUGGGAUCAUGUGCAGACUUUGCAGUUGGACAUGUAUUGCUAAUGCCAACCAUCCUGGGUUCUUUAAAAACAAAGCACCCCAGUUUUCCUGGGUAGUGUUAGCAUGUUGUUGCUGCGGAGGUCCUGAGACAGCACCAGACAACAGAAUCAUGUCUGUUUAAUAGUAAAGGAGGAUGUGCUGUACUGCAGGGUGACCUGAUGCUUCCAACAGCUUUAGGCGGUGCUUGUGGACCCUCAGAUUAAGUUACAAGCUUGUUUUUUUUAAUGAACAGAGCCAUACAAGAUCACCUCUCAUAAGGUUUCAGCAUACUCAAGGGAGAUC